Dothidotthia symphoricarpi CBS 119687 is the source of this 6575-nucleotide messenger RNA. RefSeq lists its product as uncharacterized. Gene Ontology annotation, cellular component: plasma membrane; cytoplasm. Gene Ontology annotation, molecular function: guanyl-nucleotide exchange factor activity; small GTPase binding. The transcript is spliced from 2 exons. NCBI's taxonomy places the organism in Eukaryota, Fungi, Ascomycota, Dothideomycetes, Pleosporales, Dothidotthiaceae. The coding region runs from base 242 to 6355 and encodes 2037 amino acids. Gene Ontology annotation, biological process: small GTPase-mediated signal transduction. The record is from RefSeq and is a predicted model, not a curated record.
AGUUGAUAUUCGACGGGCUAAUUAAGCUCCCGCUUAAAGUCUGCACGGAGCCAAUCCCCAGAUUUCAAGGCGUAUCAGGGGCAAUCCUUCGCCGUGCAGCGUCCGCCCGUCCCGAUAGGUAUCUUCCUGAAUCAAUCUGAGGAGGCCAUAAACCCCCCAAGACGUCGACUGCUCGUGAUGCCCUCGCGCCCAUCCCACCCACGAUAGUCCGACACGUCAGUACGUCAGCACGUCUGGCGCCAUGUCGCGCUGGAGGCCGUUACCACGAAUUGCCUUUGCGAUAUGCACGUAUCCAUUCCAGCCCUCGUCGCCCGCCGACCUGCCACUCGAGAUUGGCGACGAACUGUACAUCAUUGAGCAGGGGGGGAAGGAUGGCGCCUGGUACCGGGGCUACUUGGUUGCGCCGCCCUCGCUGCUGGCGGGCCUGACGAGCGUCAAGGGCCAGACACUGGAGGCGCGCGUCUUCUCGGGCAUCUUCCCGCGCUGCUGCGUCGAGGUGCGCGAGGUGCUGGGCGAGCGGAAGAGUACCGGGCCAAGCGAACACACGUCCAACGGCGUCAUCACGCCCACCGAGAGCACACGUACCGCCUCUCCCGCCGCGAAAGGCGCACACCGAACCUCCAAGACCGACGCAGCCUCCGCCCUCACACGCCGAAAGUCGAACCGGAAGCGCGCCGGCAGCCACGGCUCACAAUGGACCGCUCGCGAGGAACACCUCCAGCAGCUCGCGCUGCCGCUGUCUCCCAUAUCAGACCCCACCGCCCCGCGCCCCCCUGCGCCUGUGCCUAUGCUCAAGAUUGGCGACGAGACGCCCACAUCAGCCCAGGAGCCCUUGGUCGACGAGAUUGCGUCCUGCCUGCGCGAAUGGCACUCGACCAAGGUACACGAGCUGCUGCUGGCGCGGAAAUACAGCGCCCUGGAUCACAUGUCAGCACUCGUGAACCGUCUCGACACAGCGCGCCGCCAGCUGCUGCACAAGGUGCUGACUGCAAAGGAGCUGGAGAAGGUGCGCGAGGCGACCGUGUGGGAUCUUGUGGCUGGCAACAAGAUGCUUUCUGGGGAUGUCAUAGUGCGGAGCCCCUCGCAGCGCGGCCGCAUAUUGACAGGAGACGACUCGGCCAUUGAUAUCACCAGGCUGCAGUCAAUGAUGAGUUUGCUGGAAAGCCAACCUACACCUCAGGCUGACGAGCACAACCUACAUCAUCUUUUCGUCAGCCUGAAGAGUGUCUUGGGUGACGUCGUGGCGGGAGCGGCCCAAGUGAGCAUGCACCUGUGUUUGAAGACGCCUGGAACGGCAUCGCAACCUCUGUCGGAAGCAUAUUCGUUUGAUCUAACCGCACGGGAUGGAAGCGCAGUCUCAUUCGCUAGCGACAAACUACGUUCGCUUCUCGUCGACCUUAGCUCAACUGACAUUGGAGAAGGCGCAGGCUCCGGUACCGGCUUGUAUCUUGUGUUUCGGUUGAUGACAAAUGAGCCCAUACACAUGCCAAUUCCUGGAGAGAAACCGGGCGUGCCCACCGAGAGCACAUCCAACAACAAUUCAGGAGUGCAACCCUCCCAACAAGGAAGUGUCAAGAGCGGGAGGCGCAGUGCCAUGUUUGGUUCCAAGCGGACCAAGUCAGCCAAUCCCAGAAUGACUGACUUAACCAGUGCCUCGCGCCCCAGCACCGAGUUGAAUCGCUCUCAAAGCUCGGAAGUCCGACCAAGCUCUGCGUUGUCCAAAACCAGAAGUCUGUCCAAAGAACAAAAGACGCUGAAGAGGGCUGUCGCAGUUGGUGUUUUGCGCGUGAACCAACUGAUCCAGGCUGAGUCAGAAGCUGAUCAAACUGUGACUAUGUGGUCUACGGCAGCCCCUACGGACGAAACGUCGGAAGAUGACGUUGGCUGGGAUAACUUUUUGACCGACGUCUACCCAAGCGCAAGUGGAAAGUACAAGAAGAAUGCCCCUAUCAGUCAGCUGACGCUUCAUCUCAAAGCUUUUGUGCAUCCGGACGCCGACGGCUUGAUCGAGAGGACGCCGACAUUGCUUCAGAACAUCAAACAGACUAGGAAGAUUGGAUUUACAGGCGCGCCGACUAAGCCUCGCAGCGACAUUUACCUCACACUCGUCGAGCCUUUCCUCCCAAAGAAUGCAUUCUUAGCUCACCCCAAAACCGGGACAGUGCCCCUCAUGCAAUCUUCUCCGAUGGGAAACUUGCAACUGACUAUCGAAGUCCGAAAGAGCUCAGGGGAGCGUAUAGAAGGAUGCAUUUACCCUUCAACCAACAGUACAGGACAUACUGCUUGGCGCACAACAGCAGUGGAGCGGGGUGAAGGCUGGAGCUCGACUAUUCGACUUGCCAUUGACCCACAACAUGUUCCUGGAUCCCACCUCGUCAUGAGCGUUGCAGAUGCGCCCGGAUUUCCAUUUGCGCUCUGCUGGAUGCCUCUCUGGAACCAAGAUGCUUUUGUCCGAGAUGGAGACCAUGCCCUGUCCUUGUACCGAUAUGACGAAUACACAUCAGGAAUGAUCGCAGGAAAAGGAGCCUAUCUUGGCCUGCCCUGGAGCGUGAAGAAGAAGGACGAACAUGUGAUGGGUCCGAUGGCCGCUGUACAUGUCAGAACAUACCUCUGCAGCACUAGAUACUCGCAAGAUCCCACGAUACUAGGUCUCAUCAAGUGGCAAGAACUACCAGCGGGGGAGCUCGUUGGACUGCUACGACGAUUCAACUUUGUUCCAGAGAUUGAGAUCGUAAAGCUGUUGAGCGAAGUGUUUGACGCUCUUUUCGCCAUACAAAACCACUACGCUGGUAGUGAUGAGUAUGAAGACUUAGUUUUCAAUGCCGUAGUUUUUGUCCUGGGUAUCGUUCAUGACCGCCGCUUCAACCUCGAGCCGCUGGUUGAUCAGUACGCACGAACAAAGGUGUUUCAUUCCCUUGUCACAUCUUGUCUCAUGCAGAGCUAUGGUCGGCUAUUGUCCAAACCUACAGAUUCCGAAUACUCGCGACGACUGCGGGCCACCUUCAAAGUCGGAAAGCUCAUCAUGAAAUUCCUCGUGAACGCUCGAGAGAAACAAAAAAUCAAGGAAGAGAGUAUAGGGAUCAAGAACCGGGCCCAGUUCAAGAAGGAAAUGAGAGGCUUGUUCACAUCACUAGAGGAUUUGAUGAAGAAUCCAUCCCCUGUACUCGUCGGCACCAAAACCCUGCUAGUGCAAAACUUCCAUUCUUGGCUACCGGAGCUCGAAGGCUGUAUGUCGACCAAGGACAUCUUCAAACUGGCUGAGAGCUUCAUCGAAGCAUGUACAGCAGUUCAAGGCAAGCUCAUACUGUACAAGCUGCUACUCAUCCACCACAUUUCUGAUAUGCAACUGUUCCGUACACAGGAAACCCGCCGUAUCCUCCUCGUAGAUACUGUGAAAUGGCUUGCGCCCUACUGGGGUAAAGUAGAAACUGUCACUGAUCAAUGGAAGGACCAAGUGCGCAUUUGCUGCUCUGUCAUUGCAGCUCAAGUCGAAGACCUGGGACCCGAAGCCUGCGAGUACAUGCCCAAGCUGGUGGACUCGUACCGCGCGAUACAAGCAAUGCCUCGACCAGCCAAGAAGACACUAUCGCUGUUGUUUCCUACUGCCUAUCCGUUUCAGACUAAGCCAGCUACAACUGAGGCGAAUUUCGACGAAGCCUUAGCGGAGAUAUCGGCUGUUCUCGCAGCAUUAUCUGGCUCACCCGUACUGGUUCCACUGGACUGGUCAAAAGAUGAUACAUCAGACUUCAUCUCCGCUUUGCUGCAGGUCUACAUCUCAAUCCUUGACUGCGAAGCAUUUCCACGGUCAUGGCUGAGUGUCCAUAUCUUUCAUCACAAGGCUACGAUGCGCGCUUUAGGGAAGCUCUUUAACAAUCUUACAGAGUCUUUCCUUCCUUUACCUGACGAAGCAGACGUUUUCAAUACCGAGAUUUGGCGUGCGUUCUUCGAUGCGCUAUUGAAACUUGUCGGCAGUGAUGCGCUUGCCCUGGAGACUUACCCCGAGCAGAAGCGGCGAGCCGUCUGGAAAAUCGCUGGUGAUGUUCGCGAACACGGCGCGGAGUUGCUCCAACGCAGUUGGGAAGCUAUCGGCUGGGAAACCAGUGCCGAGGACAAGAGCCAGUACGGCCUCGAGAAGAUGGGCGGCUUCCAAGUGCAAUACGUGCCUGGUCUUGUUUGCCCGAUUGUGGAACUAUGCCUCAGUGUACAUGAGGGCUUGCGUAGUGUAGCAAUCGAGGUUUUGCAGACCAUGAUCGUUAGCGAGUGGACAUUGAGCGAGGAUUUGUCACUCAUUCAAGCAGAAAUGAUUGACUGCUUGGACCACUUAUUCAAGACGAAGCACCUCACCGAGGCUGUAAUGCAGAAGCAUUUCAUUCAAGAGCUCGCGGACUUGUUCGAUCCGGUGACUCAAGAUCCAGAGGAGCCAUUACUUACAGCAGUCCGAGACCUCAUUGCGAUAGUCGAAGAACUACUGGACCUCCUCGUUGCCGUACACAGCACGGAAGCAACGGGUGAAGUGUUCCAUGUCAUGGACACCUUGCACCUGAUGGGAUUCUUGCGAGACAUGCAGAAGGAGGAUAUAUAUGUUCGCUACGUGCACCAGCUUGUAGAGUUGCAAGUUGAGGAACAGAACUUCACGGAGGCCGGACUCGCACUUCGAUUACACGCCGAAAUGUACCAGUGGGACCCUACCAAGUUUGAAGAUGCUCUGGUCGAACCUCAUUUCCCACAACAAACCGCGUUCGAGCGGAAAGAGCAACUAUACUUCCAGAUGAUCGAGCACUACGAGAACGGCCAAUCGUGGGACAAUGCAUUGGGGGCUUACACGGAGCUUGCAAACCAAUACGAGCACAAUGUGUUUGACUUUGUCAAGCUAGCCCGGACACAACAUGCCAUGGCCAAGAUCCACGAAGGCAUCGCAAAGGGCGAGCGCUUAAAUGCACGCUAUUUCCGGGUAGUCUACAGAGGGUUGGGCUUUCCAGUUGGCCUUCGCGACAAGCACUUCAUUUUUGAGGGAACUGCAAACGAUCGAUUGGCCUCGUUCACAGACCGCAUGCAACAGCAACAUCCUUCAGCGCUGAUAAUCAAUCCCGGCGCAGAACAUGAUGUUGAGGGCCAAUACUUGCAAAUUUUCCCCGUCAGCCCGCAAAAAGAUCUUACGCAUCCAAUCUUUCAGCGAGCGAAGGUUUCUCAAUCCGUGAAAGACUACUAUCUCCUCUCUCGGCCAUCACAGUUUACAUCAGCUUCGCGCCGCUCGCCGUCCAACGUCGCAACAAAAGAGAUGAGAGUCGAGAAGACAGUGUACACUACAUCUGAGGCGUUUCCCACCAUUCUGCGAAGAAGCGAAAUUGUUGCCGUGGGCGCGGUGACGCUUUCGCCGCUGCAAACAGCUAUCGAGCGCACCUCCCGAAAGACUACAGAACUUACUGCCACUGAGCGAAGGAUUGCAGAGGGUGAUGAUACAGCCUUUAACAUGCUGACUCAAGAACUCAUGUACUCGGUUGACACUGAUCUGGAAACAUGCGUCGCAAACUACCACGAAUUGCUUCCUAACCUACGAGAUUCGAUGGCAUCGGAAGAAGAGGAAUCGGAUGUCCAACAGCCACCAAACCCACUGGAGAAUGCAUUGAGGGUGGCCUUGAUCGACUAUGCUUUGGUCAUUCGCCGUUGCUUGGCGUUGUAUGUCAGGCCUGCUCAGCAAGCCACCAAAGCAGACCUAACACAACGAUUCGAAACGGUAUUCUUCCGAGAGCUCGCCGUCCUAGCGCCGGCGAAUGUGAGGCCGUCUUUACAGUCGCCAGCAAGUUCAUGGGUUGAUUCAACAAUCUCUCGAUCUCGAAUGGUUAGCCCAGCACUCGACGAACAAGUAAACGGGACAAGUAUCACCUCGUCGGUGCUCAAUGGCAGGCCAGCGCGACAAGACAAGAAACGGCUCAGUCUGGCCUUCUUGACCAAGGGUGUCUUGAUGGGCGAUACCGACAAACCCAAGGAGCAAGAUCCCAAGCCAUCUUUGGACUACGCGCCUGACGCCGACUCAGAGACGUCGUCGGUGCACAGUCGUGGCCGCAGCAAGAGCAAGGAAUACUCGCGCAACCGGCUGAGUUUGAAUUUCCUUCGCCCUACUUCUCCGCUCGAAGCAUUACCAAACUUCUCCACCUCGUCAAUCGCCAACGAGACAGAAGACGUCGGUCGACGUAGCCUUUCCCGUGCUCCAAGCUACAAAAGCAAGCCCGAGACAGACGGGGAUGAUGUGCAAAGAAAGGGCAGUAUGAAGAAGCGGCUCAGCUUUAUGAACAUUUCCAAGAAGAGCAGCAAGACUAGUGUAAAGAGCCGAGUCGACAAUGUCCUGGUGGAGUAAGGGAAUUUUGGAUAGCUUCAGAGAUGGUCGGCGAGUAAGUGAAGGAAUGGUUGAAAAAGGAAGCUGGGGCAGAUGUUGGGUGGAUUUCAAUUGCGCUUGGAGGUUCAGUCUUUCUUGCAUUUACACGUUUAAUGCUUGGAUACGGUUUGGGAUGGUUGAUUUUAUAUACCCUUUCAUUAGUCUUUUGGGAGAGAGGUGUAGAAUGAAAGGAUUCUUGCGG